AUGUCCCAAUACAAGAUGAGAACGGGAUGUGCCAUUGUGCUCCUCCUUCUUGCUUUUACCACAUUGAUCUCGUAUUCCUUGGCUGAAACACUUCAAUCAGGAGUUAUUUGUAUUAGUAAUGAUGCUUCUUGGUGGCACGCCACUCUUCGUACAGGUAGACCAGAUCUUCAUGUUGACCUCUAUUUGAAACUACAAGGCUACAGUGAUGUUUCUCACAAUUUUGUUGGUGGUAUUCAAUUUAAAGUGAUUGAAAAGACAGGACCUCCCUUUGGAGUGCAAACAUCUAUUGUCGGUGUGGAAUUACACGGAGGAUAUACUGUUGAUGAAGAAGUGGGUAACAUGACUAUUUCAUCUCUUGCUUGUACUACAUUGGUGAAUAGCAACUCCGGAAUGGAUAAUGCUGCCAUUUGUAACAAGUUCAGCAAUUUAUUUGCUGCUCACAAUUUGUUAUUUACUGCAAUUGGAGAUUGUGAUGGAGUUUCUCUCAACGGAUUUAGUUCUUCUUUUUAUAAGAAGGCUAUUUCAUUUAUGACAUCAUCUGAUCCAGCAACAAGUUGUGAUUUCCGUGGAUCUAGUGCUGGUAAAGUUGAUAACUGGUGGUAUACCAGCAAUAAGAGAAUCUAUGACUCGAAGUAUUCAGUGAGAGAAGAUAUUUUCUUCAAAGUUGAAAGUGAUAAUAAGAAGUUUACCAUGUCACAAGUUGCAUAUUUGAAGGAGGGUGGUGUUGUUGAUUGUAAUGUGAACACACUCAUUGCAACAUUCAAAGGAAACUUCUAUUUCAAUCCACAACUUUCUGUUAUUGUCGCAAAUCACACAGAAUGUCAAGUAAUCCAAGGUUCAGAUUAUCCUGGAUGCAAUUUGUGCUCAAAUGGUCACAAUUUCUUCAUGAAUGGUCCAGUCCAUUGGCUCUCCAAUUCCACUUGCUCAAAUUGGAUUUAUGAAAGCGGUGCUCCAGAUAGCGGUGUUGAUGUUUUGGACUUUUCUUUCAAAGUCACUACUCUUCAACCACCUACUUCUGAGUCUGAAAUUACCAUGCUCAUUAUUGCUAUUGCAAUUAUUGCCUGUAUUCUCGUCAUUUCAGUUCCUUUCUUUUUCAUUGUUGUCAGAGAUUGCAGAAGAUACAGAGAAGAAAAACUCAGAGGAGGCGCCCAACAAAUUUGA
This is a messenger RNA of Naegleria lovaniensis, 1161 nucleotides long. RefSeq lists its product as uncharacterized. The record is from RefSeq and is a predicted model, not a curated record. Lineage: Eukaryota; Heterolobosea; Eutetramitea; Acrasida; Naegleriidae. Bases 1 to 1161 code for a protein of 386 amino acids. The transcript has a single exon.